AUUGUGAUUUUGAUACUUGGGAUUAUAAAUUAUUCAGUAGGUUUAUGUUAUUCUUUUUACCGAGAAUGAUAUAUCUAGGAAUAAAUGGCUUCGGGCGUAUUGGUCGUGUGAUAUUAAGAGCCUGUUUACAAAAGCCCGACUUUGAGAUAACCGCGAUCAACGACCCGGCUAUAGAUGUCCAGUAUAUAUGCUAUUUGAUAAAAUAUGAUUCGACACACGGAAAAUUUAACGGCAGUGUUUCACACAAUAAAGACGAAAUUAUUGUGAAUGACAAACGGAUUAAAAUCUUUCACGAAAAGCUUCCUGCGAAUAUACCAUGGCAUGCUGCAGGGGUGCAUUACGUAGUAGAAUCCUCUGGAAUGUUUACAACCAUGGAGAAAGCAUCGGGUCAUCUGGCUAAUGAGAGCGUGAGAAGAGUCAUAGUGACCGCACCCAGUGUUGACGUGUUCAUGCUAAUACUCGGAGUUAAUGAUGAUAAACUACAUACUGGUCAAAAAGUGAUAUCUUGUGCAUCGAGUACUAUGUAUUGCCUGGCGCCAAUAGUGAAGGUACUCGAAGAUUCCUUCGGUGUAGCAGACGGUUUCGUUACUAGCAUCCACGCGAUGACGCCAUCACUGAAACCGCUCGACGGACUCUGCUUAAGAGGAAAGGUAAAGCAUUGGCGAGAUCAUAGGAGCAUUCAUCAGAAUAUAAUACCGGCUAUGACGGGAGCAUGCAAGGCUCUUGGUAAGAUCAUACCGAAGGCAAAAGACAAACUGUGCGGGCUAGCAUUUAGAGUGCCCAUAGUAAACGUCUCUGUGUUGGACAUUACUAUACGAUUAAACUCAAACACAACAUUACAACAAAUAAUUCAGAAAGUGGAUAAGGCGAGUAACACAGAAUUGAAAGGCAUAAUCCGAAUAUCCGCAGAUAACGCUGUAUCAUCAGACUUUAUUGGAGAAACACAUUCCUGUAUAUUAGACGCGAAUUCUAGCUUACAGUUGAAGGCAAAUUUUUUUAAGCUUGUGUGUUGGUACGAGAAUGAAUAUUCCUAUGCAUGUCGAGUUAUUGAUACGAUUAUUUUUGCUGAUAAUAAAUUUAGUUAUGCAAAUACUAUAUCAAACAUAUCGAAUACAGAAGACAAUGCACAACAAACUGUAUUUUGUCAUGAUGAAAGCUGUUUGAAACGUAAAGAUCGACAAUUCGUUUUAAAGAAGCCAAUAUCAUCACAACUCUGUAGUAACACGCAACCUUUAGUUAACAAGGAUGCUAAGAAUGAAAAUGAAUUGUAUAAAAUAUGGAAAGACGAAAAAUCGACGUCAAAACCAGGCUUACGACAAAAUGAAAACUGCUUUUUUCACAGUUGUAUUGCAAUAACACCACGCAAUAUAGAACAAAUGGAUUCAAUGAAAGCUCAGGAUAGAUUAGAAUUGCUUAAAAAAGAAUUCUCGAAAAUGGUUAAUGUUACAGAAAGUCUUCUCAAAAAGUCCUAUGUAGGUAGUGUCCAUUCAAAAUCAGAUGAUAAAGCAAUAAAACAUGACUAUGAAAAUAACAUUGAAUUAGGAAAAAGUUGCGACGUAUUAUCAGAUAAAAAUAAAAUAAUUGAAAAAAAUAAAAUGUAUGGGGAUUAUAAAUUUUGCAUCAGUGCCUUGAAAGAGAGAAUUUCAAGCAAGGAGGAGGAUUGUAUAAAAUGUCAUGAAGUUAGCAAUACAAAUGUUCAGAGUGACCCAAAUACUGUAGAAGAUCUGAAUCCUAAAAAUGUUCUACUUGAGAAUUAUUUAAGGAGUAAUGAGAAAAAGGAUACAACAAAAGCUCAAACGAUCGAUCCAAUCGAUUCGGCGAAAGGAAGUAAUUUGGAAACAACUGAAGUGCAUACAGUUCAAGUUCAAACAUCGACAGUAAAUAAAAUUGAAGGAGAAUUAAGUAAGGCUAAAUGUGAUAAUAAAAACACAAAAUCAAAAAUUACAGAUAAAGAAGUUAGAUCAUUUGUUAAAACUAAUAGUUCUGUUCAAAUUUCAAAGAAACUAAUAAGUGAAAUGAAUAACACUUGUAAACUUUAUAAAAAUGUAAAAAAUUCUGAAAGUAAAUUACGUUUGACUAUCAAGAGAGAUAUUAAUGAACUGAAAUACACUGAUAAAAGAGUAGCAGACAGAAGUUUUAAUACCACUGUUAAUAUUAAUAUGCAUGAUUCACAGUCGCUAGCUCAUAACGAAGAAUAUUUGAAUAAACCAUUGCCAAAAACUAACGGGAUUUCUCCUGAGCGUUAUUCCAUAAUAUCUGAUCGGACAUCAAAAUGUGGCAGCCCCGAUUCACGAAAGAAGAUCACAAGUAAUCAAUCUCAGUGAUUUAACUAAUUCUUUGGAAAAUAUCGGACGGUUAGAUAAAAUAUGCAAAAUAAUUGAAAUAUCUGAUGAGUUAUCCGAUAAAUUGUUUUCCGCAUUGGACAACGACGGUAUUGAGAUAAGAAGGAAAAAGUGGUCAUUUAAGGAUUUAUGUGAAAAGAUUAAAUUAGACGAUUUUUGUGAUAACGUAUUCGGUAAAUCUUCUGUAUGAAUGAUAAACUUAUGUGGGUGGUAUAUUGUUUUGUAAGUAUUGAAAUCCAAAUUACCAUAACUUAACUUUUAUUAAAGUGUCCCAAUUUUGAUUUGCAUCUUUUUCUCUUUUUUAUAAAACAAAAUGUAGCAAAAUAUUUAAAUAAUCUCAUACUAAGGCACUUUUAAGUAGGUAACUAUUGCACUUAAAGUAAAAAUUAAAUUGUAUCACAGAUGAAACGGAAACAUAAAAUCUGUUAAAAAAUAAAGAGUCCAGGUACAUGCACGUCGAUUCUUAUAAUUAUGUCAUAUCAUUAUUUUAAAACUUUGUACUACGUAUAAUGUGGCCGGUUAACAUUAUUCAAAACUUUCAGAAAGGGGUUUAGUGUUUAUUUUAUACAAAAACUGACUAGGCAUUACGGCAACACCCUUGUUAAAGAAAGGAAAUGGACAGGUACGCCGAAUUUUGGUUAUUUUAAAUUUGUCUUGUCAAUUUUG
Messenger RNA from Chilo suppressalis (striped riceborer), 3008 nucleotides. Lineage: Eukaryota; Metazoa; Arthropoda; Insecta; Lepidoptera; Crambidae. The record is from the annotation of a GenBank genome assembly.